This is a messenger RNA of Argiope bruennichi, 3970 nucleotides long. RefSeq names its product RRP12-like protein. The transcript is spliced from 35 exons. The record is from RefSeq and is a predicted model, not a curated record. The coding region runs from base 86 to 3850 and encodes 1254 amino acids. Lineage: Eukaryota; Metazoa; Arthropoda; Arachnida; Araneae; Araneidae.
GCUCUUUCACGUUUCUACCGUGCGACAUGUGCACGUUGAUCUGAACUUUUCACUAAAUUAAUAGUUCUUGAAUUUGACUCUCAAGAUGAAAAAAGCUAACAGAAAAGCAACUAAAGGACAUGGAAAACUUUGGAAAAAAGGCCAAAGUUGCGUCUUUAAACCUGAAAUUAAUAAAUUUAGACAAGAAGCGAAAAAAAGGCCAAUGUUUGGAAACAGAGGUGAUGGUAAUCUCACUGAAGCGCUGCUAGCACAGCAUAAUAAAAUUACUUCUGAAAGUAUAUGUGAUGGCAGUGAAGAUGUUAUGAGUGUAGGUGGAGAAACGGCACUAACAGCUUACACCAACUGUUCUUUGCCUACUUUUAACAGAUUACAGAAAAAUUUUAAUCCUCGCUCUCUGAUACACAGAGAAAUGAUCGCAGCCCUUGCUGCUGUUACAGAAGUUUUAAAAGCAAACCAAAUGGAAGAAACUGAAACAAAUUACUUUACAUCUCUAAUUACUAGUCUUGAAAGUGUUGAUACUGAUGAAAGUAUGACAGCCAUAGUAUGUUUGCUUGCUAUAAUUGUGAAAAGAAUGGAUGAAUCUGUUUUGAAAUCACAAAGUAAAAAAGUGAUGGAGACUUUGGUUAAUUUAUUAAUCAAAUACAUGAAUUCAGAUCAUUGUGCUCUGUUACGGAAUCUAUUAAAAGUGAUGUAUCCCCUUCUAAAAGUGAAAACUCAUUGGACAGAAACUUCUCAGGAAUUAAAUGUAGUACUGGAAUUUGUAACUCAUCACAAACCUAAAGUUCGUAGAAUGGCUCAACAUAUAAUCCGGAUGCUUCUGAUGGAUGACAAACCAGAAUCUUCGAAAGUUCAUCCUUGUGCUAGUUUGGUUGCAAAAUUUUGCAUUGAAAAGCUUGAAAGUAGUGCAGGUGUAGGAAAAUCAACUCCGAGAGUUACUUUCCAUGUGAUGCAACUACUUCAAGAAAUUAUAUGUGCUUUUCCAACUUUGAGUAUAAAAAAGUGUUGUGAAACAAUUUUCAAGAUUAUGACAUUGAGUAGUUCCUUGGUGACCUUAUGUGGGUUUAAAGCACUUCAAGGUCUUUUUGAUUCAGACCAUAAAAAUCUGCCUGCUGAUUUAAAUGCACGAAUUAUUACAGCAUUGUAUGAUUAUCAACCAAAUACCAAAAAUUCUGAUUGUUUAGUUUGCUGGAUUCAAUUAAUGGAAAAAGCAUUAAUCAACCUGUACAGUUUGGAUGAAAAACUUUGCAUUGCUCAUUUGCCACAAUUUUUCUCUGCUGCUGUAAAAUGUUUGUUGAAUGAAUCUGAAGAAGUCAUGCUGACUGUUGCCAUUUCAUUAGAAAGUCUUUUGCGUAAUUGUUUCAAACAAAACGAUGAAGAUCAUAUAAAGAAUGCUGUACACAAAAUGUUCCGUUCUGUAGAAGAAGCUUUGGGUUAUCAAUACCAUAAAGCAUGGGAUCAUGUGCUUUCAAUCCUUGGAGCAUUUUUUGAGACUGUUGGAGAGCAUAACAAAGAAAUUAUGAUGAAGUGCCUCCAAUCUUUGGGAGAUUUACAUGACAGCUAUAAUUUCCCUUAUAUUCCUGCUCUGGAAAAAGCCAUUGGAACCGCUAUAGAACAUAUGGGACCUCGUACUGUAUUAGAAGCCAUUCCUCUUCAAGCUGAUGGUACUAAGCCAGACUUUCCCAGGUCUUGGAUGUUGCCUUUAUUGCGAGAUAAUGUAAAAAGAACAGAACUGAAAUUUUUCUUUGAUUAUUUCUUCGAUUUAGCUGUCAAAAUGAAAAACAGAGCUUUAGUUUUGGAACAAGAAAAAAGAGUAGUAGAAAGCAAACUGUUUGAUGUAGUGUGUUCUCAAAUUUGGUCUCUAUUGCCUGGGUUUUGCACAGAACCUACAGAUUUAAAAACUUGUUUGAAAGAAGUUGCACCCAUCUUAGGAAAGAUGCUCAAAAAUGAACCCUCUGUAAGAUUAGUUGUCCUGAGUUCUAUUCGAGAACUGAUUAAAAAUGAAAAACACAAAGAUGAUGUUGCUGUAUAUUCAAAAAAUUAUAUCCCCAUUUUGUUUAACUUGUAUCUUACUGAAGCUAAAAAUAAAGCAGAGGAAGAUGUUCGGAAUUCUUGUUUUGAAACUUGUAAAUUAUAUCUUCAGAUUUCUGAUAAAAAGCUCUGUUCAGCAUUUUUUAAAACUGCUAUGGAAAAAUUACGUUCAUCAGAACCUGACAGUUUUAUUUUACAUGGAUGUACCGAUUUGUGUAAAGCAAUGAUUUUCUGUGUAGAUGAAUAUGAAAUAAAAGAAUUAUAUGACUAUUGCAAACCCUUAAUUCAGAAUCAAAAUCAUAAAACUAAAAAGAAAGUUUAUAGUGUAAUCAAAGAAAUCUGUAGCUGUGAUUCUGAAGCAUGUAAGUCCUUUGUGAAAUCUCACCUUGAAGACUUAAGAUCAUUACUCAGUGAAGCUAUUAGUGGUUUGACUCCAGCCACAAGAGCAUUACGCCUAAAUUGUCUUCAACAACUGGUAUCACAAUCUACUCUGAAUGAAAAAAUUACUGUACUAGAUAUCAUCCCAGAGGCUGUUCUUUGCACUAAAGAAAACUCUGAAAGAGCUCGAAAAGCUGCUUAUAAUCUGUUGGAUGAAAUUGGUGAGGCAUUACAAAGAUUUUCUUCUGAUGAUCCAAAGAAUGCUCUUAAGGAAUAUAUUACAUGUCUGUUAGCUGGUCUUGCUGGAAGUCCUCAUUUUGUAAGUGCAACAAUAUUAGCUCUUGGAAGAGUUUCAUAUGUAUUUAAAGAUCAGUUGAAUCCUGAAAUUUUAAAUAAUUUAAUAAAUUUGAUGUGUGAACUUGUUAAAUCGCAAACACGAGAAAUUGUUGUGGCUACUUUAUCUUUCUUCAAGAUUUUAUUUGCUGCUUUGGAUACAAAUACCCUUGCACAACAUAUCCAGUCAAUGAUUACAGGUUUAACAAAUUUAGCUGAAGGUAAUCAACGGUCUUUGAGGUUUAAAGCCAAAGAACUGUUCACAAGAUUAGUUCGGAAAUUUGGCUAUGAAAUGAUUUCCAAAAUGAUGCCAAAGAGUUAUCAGAAACAGUUGGCUAAUAUUCGAAAAGUUGAAGCGCGUAAGCAGCGCAAGAAGGAUAUGAGGAAUGAUGACAGUGAUUUAGAAAUGUAUGGUCCUGCGAAGAAAACUGAUGAUUUUGCUGAUAUUUUGGCUGAUUCUGAUGAUGACAUACUUUUGGAUGAUGAAGAUGCUAAAGUAAAAGCUCCUAAAUCACGUACUAAAAAGAUAAAAGCUCCAUGUCUUGAAGAAAAUGCUGAGGAUGACAUUGUUGAUUUACUAGAUCCCUCUGCUGGCAAGCGCUUGUUAACACAACAAGACAACACACAAAAGCAACCCAGAAAACGAAACGACGAAUUCAAGGUAUCUGAAGAUGGACGACUUAUUAUUGAAGAAAAUGAAGAAGAAAAACCUAAACAAAAAAAGAAUAAAACUGACGAUGAUGAUAUUCUUUCUGGAUUAGGAAUAUCUCUGAAGAAAAAUAAAAGGAAACUUGAAGAAUCUGAUGAUGAUGAUGAAGAUCAAAAAGAUUCUACUUCAAUAGUAACAAAGGGUAUUUAUCGUAAUCUGAAUGCCAAGACUAAAAGGAAAAAUCCCGGAGAAGAAUUCAAGGCUAAGAAAGCUGGUGGUGAUAUUAAAAGAGGAAGAUAUGAACCCUAUGCUUAUGUGCCUCUUAAUAGACAAGCUUUGAACAGAAGAAAACAAGUGAAAGUCAAAGGACAGUUUAAAAAUUUUGUCAAUGCCGCAAAACGUGGAGCUUCAGUUGGUAUGAAGAGAAAGGCAAGGCAAGCGAGAAGAAGGAAAAAUAAUUAAACUGUACAAAACGUUGUUACAUUAAGUUAUUGAAUGAACUCUUAUUGAAAUUUUUGUUUGUAUAAUGUCCAUAAGAGCUUUGUAGGUUUUAAACAUACAAAUAAAGCUAAUGUAUAUUAA